This is a messenger RNA of Triticum turgidum subsp. durum (durum wheat), 2262 nucleotides long. Lineage: Eukaryota; Viridiplantae; Streptophyta; Magnoliopsida; Poales; Poaceae. The record is from the annotation of a GenBank genome assembly.
AUGGCGGCCACCUCCUCCUCUUUCUUCGCCCCGCCCCCCGCGGCUCUGCUUCGCCACGGCGCUUCUCCCCGUCCUACCGCCGCGGCCUCCCCCUCCCCCUCCUCCUCCUUCCGCUGCCACGGCCGACUCCAGCGCCCGUCUGUUCGAGUCCCCCGCCGCCGCCCAGCGAUCCCAGCGGCCGCCCGACCCGUGAGGUUUUGCGUCAAUGGUGUCUAUGGGUGGCCGGCGGUACUCAGGGGUUGGACUAAAAGGGGGUCGAGAAAGUGUUUAUGCGCCGCUGGGGCACAUGACGACGCUGUGAAUCAAGUUGGCGAGGAUGCCGACCACGACGACGACGAUGUCCGUGUUUCCAAUGAGGCCCUCCGCGCCACCAUCCGGAAGAGCAGAGAGGUGCUGGCGAUGCACAGAGAUCUACUUGAUCAGAUAUCAGAAAAGAAGAAGCUCAUCUCUGUUAUUGAGGCCAGCUCCAUUCAUAAUGGGCAAGAGCCAUUCAGUGGUAGUCCCUUUUCACGCUCGGAUGCAGUUUCAGAGGGCGAAGAGAUUGGCUAUGAUCUUCAGAUGUACCUUGACAGGCGUUCACAGAAAUCCGAAAUCCGUUCAACUCAUGGAGAAUCUAUUAGUGGCCAGCAUGAAUACUAUGGAAGUUUAGAAGACAAACUUUCCUACACUGAUGUUAAUGGAUCAUAUAGCAAGGAUUAUGAAAAGGGACACUCAGUUACUGAGGAAAUAGAUGACAAUUCAUCUUCUUCGGCCGCUGUAGAUGUUAUGAAUAUCAUAUUGGUAGCUGCAGAAUGUGCUCCUUGGUCGAAAACAGGUGGACUUGGGGAUGUUGCCGGAGCUUUGCCUAAGGCUUUGUCAAAGAGAGGUCAUCUUGUCAUGGCGAUAGUACCAAUGUAUGGGAACUAUGAAGAACCUCGCCAAAUAGGAGAACCAAAGAGGUACCAGGUCGCAGGGCAGGAUAUGGAGGUAAAAUAUUAUCAUGCAUACAUAGAUGGCGUGGAUUUUGUGUUUAUCGACAAUCCUAUCUUCCACAAUGUUGAGAGUGAAAUUUAUGGUGGAGACCGAACAGUCAAUUUUUUUCUGCAGGAUAUCUUGAAACGAAUGAUCUUAUUGUGCAAAGCAGCUGUAGAGGCUCCAUGGUGUGUUCCAUGUGGUGGUUUUUGCUACGGCGAUGGAAAUCUUGUAUUCAUAGCAAAUGACUGGCACACUGCAUUACUGCCUGUUUAUUUGAAGGCUUAUUAUCGUGACAAUGGUUUCAUGAUAUAUGCCCGCUCUGUCCUUGUGAUACACAAUAUAGCACAUCAGGGCCGUGGCCCCUUGGACGAUUUCAGUUACCUGGAUUUGCCCAGUAACUACUUGGACCUUUUCAAACAUCACGACCCAUUUGGAGGUGAUCAUCUAAACAUAUUUGCUGCUGGAAUUAAAGCUGCGGACCGUUUACUUACUGUUAGCCAUGGUUAUGCAUGGGAGCUCAAAACGCCUGAAGGUGGUUGGGGCCUUCAUGGGAUCAUUAAUGAAAGUGAUUGGAAAUUCCAAGGCAUUGUAAAUGGUAUCGAUACCACUGAUUGGAAUCCUAGGUGUGAUGUCCACCUGAAAUCAGAUGGAUACAGCAACUAUUCUCUGGUAACUGUUGAAACAGGUAAAGCACAGUGUAAAGCGGCAUUGCAGAAAGAGCUUGGUCUCCCGGUUCGUGGGGAUGUUCCUGUGAUUGCUUUCAUCGGACGGCUAGACAAUCAAAAAGGCGUAGACCUGAUAGCAGAAGCAAUGCCAUGGAUAGCUGGUCAAGAUGUACAGGUAAUACUGCUGGGUACCGGGAGGCAAGACCUUGAAGACACACUGAGGAGGCUUGAAAGCCAGCACUACGACCGUGUUAGGGGUUGGGUUGGUUUCUCUGUCAGGUUGGCUCAUCGUAUGACCGCAGGAACUGAUAUACUGUUGAUGCCGUCAAGGUUCGAGCCUUGCGGGUUGAACCAGCUCUAUGCAAUGAUGUAUGGGACCGUGCCGGUGGUGCAUGCGGUGGGUGGCCUUCGAGACACCGUCCAGCACUACAAUCCAUAUGAGGAGGCUGGGCUUGGUUGGACUUUUGAAAAUGCGGAAGCAAACAGGAUGAUCGAUGCGCUGGGGCACUGCCUGAACACGUACAGGAACUACAAGUCUAGCUGGGAGGGACUCCGGAGGAGAGGGAUGAUGCAGGACCUAAGCUGGGACACUGCUGCUAAACGCUAUGAGGAGGUUCUUGUUGCUGCCAAGUAUCAGUGGUGA